Molecule: messenger RNA, 2963 nt
Organism: Seriola dumerili (greater amberjack)
Lineage: Eukaryota; Metazoa; Chordata; Actinopteri; Carangiformes; Carangidae
Product: rho GTPase-activating protein 22-like
Exons: 2
Coding region: 190-921 (243 amino acids)
Source: RefSeq, a predicted model, not a curated record
CCAGGCAUAAACAGAGCAAGAGGAGGAGAGAGAGGAGGAGAACAGGGAGGUAGUGGGGGAGUUGAGAACAGAGCUCAUCUGAACCAGAGUCCCAAUACAUCAGAGAGUGAGCAGCACAGGAGUGCUCUGUCUCUUUAUGAUAACCUCCCUGACGCUGUCACCCCCGACAGCCUCCAGGAGGUCUUUCAAAUGGAAACAGGUUUCCAGGAGCAUGUGCAGGAACAGAUGUAUCAGGCAUGGGCCCCUGAACAGAUCCAGGGACUGAUGGAGGGUGAUGGAGUGAGUGAAGAGAGGAGCCCCUGGUCAUCCUGUGAGAUCAUCCUCGCUGAAAGCCGUUCCAGUAACAGGGACCAGAAUUCAGACCAAGACAAGAAGCAAGAACAGGAGCCAGAGCUGGACUCAGGAUCCUGUGGAUUUAAGCAGGAGGACCGGACGCUGCAUCUCCAGUUCCCUAUGUCAGCUCACGUCCUUACAGCAAGUUCCCCUCAGCUAUGCCCAACUGAGUGUCAGGCCAUGUGGCCCCCUGCUGAAGCUCAGCACCCAGAGCAGCCUUCCUGGUCUCCCAGGGUGCCCCCUCCUGUACCCCUGGCUGACCCCUCUGCCAGCGCCCUGCGCAGCCUCCUCACCAGCCUCCAACAGCAGAUAAUGCGACAAAGGGAGGAGUAUGAGGAAAGGAUAAUCAGCCUAGAGCAGAGAAAUGAAGAGCUGCAGGUAGAGGUUGUGCGGUUGAAAACAAGCCUCGCACAGCAGCGGCACUGGUACCAAACUAUCCAGGCUAAGAUCGUGGAGUCUGAAAGGGCCCGUGGUGCUGCAGAAAAACGCAAUGCAACACUGCAAAGAGAGAUGGAGCAGUUCUUUGACACCUUCGGAGAGCUGAACAAUGAGGCCAAGAAGACAGAACAUAUUGUCAAGAGCUUUUGAAGAAGAGUCUGUUCGGUGUGUGAUGACAUGAAUGUGUAGGAAAGAAAUGCACAGUACCUUGUAUAGUAGUUUGUCUCUGCCUAGCCAGAACAUUUUUGUCUCUCUCUGGGAGGGAUUAGAGUGAUGUACAGCUAUUUCUUCACUGAAAGGAAAUGAAUCACUGAUGUCCACUUUAUUAGUUGCGUAAGGGCAAAGAUGCUGGCCAAGUGAUAAUAUUGUGGUCAUUGCAAUCACACAGGACAUCUCUGAAAAUAAAAGGAGAAACAAACUGAACAAAAAGUGUGAGAUGUACAGUGUAUACAAUGGAGCUUUUUUUUUUUUUUUUUUUUUAAACAUGGAAAACACACAAGAUGUUCUGAACACUAACGCUCAGUCCUUAUCUGAUAAGAUGUUCGGGAGUGAAUUGGCCACUCCUCAGGUCAUUUAAGGCAUGACUGAAAGAAAAAGGUCAUGUCAUAAAAGGAAAAUAUAGUGUACAACAUAGUGCGAAAGUCCUCAGUGACUCCAUAGUGUCAUAUUUCUGCAUGUCCAUCACACUGUGCAAUCAGUUCAGCAAAAAGCAGCUCCACAGUCCAUUUCCAAGGUUCAUCUUUUAGUUUCAAUCUUAACAGUUGCAAGGUCCAGAUUUUGACUCCACAGUCACAUCCUCAUUUUAAACCACGUGUCUGCUUUUUGUUGCUGGGCCAACUUCCUCCAUAGAUGUUGCCUUUAGGGACGGGGCGACUGCUGUCUUUAAGGACAAUUCAAAGGAGAUAAUGAAGGACAGUGACCCACAGUACAUUUGGUAACACAUACACACAUAUAGGCUUACAAGGCAAAAAAAAAUACAACAUCUCUCAAACAGGCUUUCAGAACCAAGAACAUCAAGGUACUGUAAGUAAAAGAACUGACCUGAACGGAUUUCUCUUUUUAAUAAGAACUACAGUAUCUUAUAGGCAUUGUUGCUGCCUUCAUGCAAGUUAAACACCAUCUUUUGUGUUUUACUGCCUUUGCAUGUGUUUUACAUGAUGUCUGAUUCAUGAUUCAUUUUGUUACUGUCCCAGUAUUAAUGGAAUGGUUUAGAAAAGGAGCAGCCCAUGCAUUUAUCUGUCAAUAAAAUGUUUUGACAAGAGGCUUGAUUUCCAUGGGCCUCGAGGUGAUUGUGUGCAACAUUUUGCAAGAACACAAAAAUAAAUACUACAUGUUUUUUUUGCCUCUCCCAAAUUUAUAGGACAAUGAUGUUCUUUUGAUAUACACAUUGAUAGUACCUUAUGUCAAAUGGGGAUGAUUGCAAUAUAUAGUUCCACAGAUAUGUUGAGUUUCUUAACAAAACAAGCACACCUUAUCUACUGUAUUUGAAAUGAAAGGGUCUGCAGCCACUAUGAAUGUCAGAUCUUGACAUCUUUACAUACAGUACAUUAUAUCAGGAAAUAAAACUAACACUGCAACCACAAGUUCCCAUAACUGACAGGAGUAAAAGCUCAAAAUCCACAUCACUCAAGCCAAUGAAUUAAAAAACACUGUGCAGAAAGCACCACUGUGGAGAUCUGCAAUAGCUAAAGCUAAAUGAUCAAACUAUGGAUUAGUGUUUGAUCAUCAGAUGAACAUCGGACGGUUGGUGUGCUCGACUUACGGGAAGCUUUUGUUCUUAUUGGCGUAACAUGCAUGAGAGCAGCUGGCUCUGUGUUCAGUGCGAGUCUGCUCUAAUUUGAUGACAAUAACCUCUGGUCUCAACUUAAUAUUCGCUAAAAAAAUAAAACUAUUAAAAAACAGGCAUAAAGAACAAACAACAAUCCUCCACCUUCUCUUAGUAACCUGAAAAUCAAUAUGGAUGCAUACAUCUUUACACUUGAUCAAGUUAAACAUUAUCCACAAAGAAGGAAAAGAGAAACCUUUGACCCAAGAUAUAGCAUAGAUAGCUUUGACCUCUAGGCAACAGUCCAAAACAAAGUUUGAAGAUGAAGAGGACCAGCAAGAUCCACCAGAUCAUACAGGGAAAGAAAAUAGAAAAAUAGACCUAUUCAUUGAGGUUAAUUUGAGAAAAAAAAAAAAAAAAAAAAAAA